Messenger RNA from Cataglyphis hispanica, 2883 nucleotides. Its product is annotated as dual specificity protein phosphatase 3-like. The coding region runs from base 336 to 977 and encodes 213 amino acids. Gene Ontology annotation, cellular component: cytoplasm. Gene Ontology annotation, molecular function: protein tyrosine/serine/threonine phosphatase activity; MAP kinase phosphatase activity. Lineage: Eukaryota; Metazoa; Arthropoda; Insecta; Hymenoptera; Formicidae. The record is from RefSeq and is a predicted model, not a curated record. Gene Ontology annotation, biological process: protein dephosphorylation; negative regulation of MAPK cascade. The transcript is spliced from 5 exons.
AUGCUUAUGGUUAUGCGCUUAUGCAAAAGUCUGUGCUCGAGUCCUUAGUAGUCGUGCAUAACAUAUAAUAAACACGGAAAAACAAAAUUGCUAAAUGUUUACAACUUAUUGAAAUUUUAUAUAUUUUUCAAACAGUUGGUAGCCAUGUGUUCGAUACACAAAUCUCGAUUCAGCUGUUCAGUGUAUAUUUAUGUCGUCUUGUGACUUGUGACGCUGUAGAGAAUUGUAGCGAACACUUUAUAUUGCCUGUGCUUCGUGUUAACAAGUUUCCUAUGUAAUAAUAGUAAAAAGCCGAUUUAUCAAGAUUCGAUAUCUGAUUACCUUUACCAAUUUACAUGAUGCAGCGCAUGCAAAAUAGUGAUCAGUUACUAUUACCAGGAGGAGAAACUACAGAACGUCAAUUAACAUUAGUUAUUUGGGCAACAACGGAAAAAAAGCUGGAAUUUAAACCAUUACCUGGAUUUGACCCUAACUUUGAUAAUUUACAAUAUUAUCGUGCUCAGCAAAAAAUUGAUUGUGAUGAAGUAUAUCCUGGAAUAUAUAUUGGCGAUGGAGUUACAGCAAAAAACAAGGAAUAUCUUAAAAUGUUAGGUAUAACACAUUUAUUGAAUGUUGCUGAAGGAAAAAGAUAUGGAUUUGUAAAUACAGAUAACAAUUAUUACGCUGAUACAACGAUAAAAUAUCUUGGCUUGCCAGUUACAGAUUUACCUUCCGCAGAUAUCAAUAAAUAUUUUUAUAUAGCAGCCAAUUUCAUUGAUGAAGCAGUAUCUUUAGGAGGUAAAGCUUUUGUACAUUGCAUGCAGGGUAUAUCUCGCAGUGCUACAUGUGUUCUUGCAUAUUUAAUGAUAAAGAAGAAUAUGUUAGCAACUGAUGCUAUGCAUUUAGUUCGUACAAAUCGAGAUAUUCAUCCAAAUAAUGGUUUUCUUCGGCAAUUAGCAGAGUUGGAUAAUAAAUUGCGCAGACAACGUUUACGUUGAAUAUAUGCGAAAUAUCGAUGUUACAAAUGAUAAUCUUAUUAUUAAAUGAUAUUGUAUUUUGUGAAAUAUUUAAAUAAAGAUAAAUAUAUAGUAAGCACGCAAGAACCGGAACAUAAAAAACUAUUGUAGAGUAGUUGUCUACUAUUUAUAAUCUAUAAAUUUUAUUUUACGAUUAAAAUACAGAAGUAUACUAAAAUUAUAAUAUUCGUAAUUAGUAGAAUAGGGCACGAUACAAAACAAAGUAAUUAAAAAAAAAAGUUUGUAAAUUGAUAGUCAUAGUCUCACUAUAUAACUGGUCGCGAGUCAACUAUACUUUUGAUUUGCAAAUUCAUAUUUAUUACAAAUUUCAAGAGAUGAAUUAUAAAUUUCAAUUUUGUUCUACGUAUUAUUUAGCUAUGUAAGCAAUAUUUAAGAAAUUUUUUAUGAAAAAAUAUAAUUUUUUGAGGCAAAACAUACGAAUAAAAAUUAACGAACGGAAAUUAUUAAUCUCAUCGUAUUUACACAGUACUUACUACAGUGCAAAAUGUAUUUUGUAUAUAAUGUUUCAUCAUAAAUUUAUGUAUACAAUUUUAAAAAUCGAUUUUAUAUACUGCGUCUUAUUGUUAAUUCUAAAAAAUAUAUAAAACAAAAUUAUUGGAAAAUUUAAACAAAAUACGAAAAUUAAAAAUUGUUAUAUCUAUAUUAUAUUAUAUCAUGAUAUGUUACAUGAUAUGCUGCAAAAUUUAAGCAGGAAUUCUUGGCAUACAAAUAAUAGAUUUUCAGCAUUGCGUGUUGUUAUAGUAUAUAAAAAAAGACUAACAAAAAUAAAAAAUGAGUACAUAAAAUAUCACACUAAAAAAACCUCACAAAGAUAAAAAAGUACGCCAAGUACAUAAAAAAUAUUCCUUGUACACAACAAAAAGUUGAACAGAUGUGAAAAUUGAAAAAAAUAUUUAUCUCAAAAAAAUAAUUAUAAAAGAAUUGUUCCCUAAAAAAUAAAAACCUCUAAAAAAUAAAAACUAAAUGGGAAAUCAAUAAUUAAGCCAAGUAGAAUUUAAUGUGUGAAGAUUUAUAAUUUGAAAUAAUAUUUGUCAUAAAAUUAAUUUUGCAUUUAUAGAAAUAUUAUGGAUUCUCUCAAAAAAAUUAAAACGCAUUUUAUUUUUAUUAAAAAAUUACAUUUAUGUUUCAAAUAAAUAUUUUGUAUAAUAUAGAAAAUAACAUUAUUAUAUUAUGGAUUUAUUAAAGAUAGUAAAUCAUAAUAUUACUUAACUCUUACUGCAAUAAUGUUGAUUACAUCGAUCACCAAUUUUGAAUUUAAAAGUCCAUGUCAAAUAUAGAUCGAUUUGUUUUAAAAUUAAUCAUAAUCUUAGCAGAAGCCUGGAACAAAGAGGUUAAUAUUAAAGUGACAUAAAAGUUUGGCGUGCCCGAGUCGCAUUAUAAGUCAUACAGUUUUAUUAAUAUUGAUAAUGAUUUUUAAUAAUCUUUUGCAAAUUUAUAUUUCAGGCACGCCAAGUUUUUAUGUCACUUUAAUAUUAACUCUUUCGUCCCGGGUUUCUGCUAAGAUUAUGAUUAAUUUUAAAACAAAUCGAUCUAUAUUUGGCAUGGACUUUUAAAUUCAAAAUUGGUGAUUAAUGUGAUCAACAUUAUUGCAGUAAGGAUUAAGUAAUAUUAUGAUUUAUUAUCUUUAAUAAAAACCGUAAUAUAAUAAUGCUAUUUUCUAUAUUAUACAAAAUAUUUAUUUGAAACAUAAAUAUAAUUUUUUAAUAAAAAUAAAAUGCGUUUUAAUUUUUUUGAGAGAAUCCAUAAUAUUUCUAUAAAUGCAAGAUUGAUUUUAUGACAAAUAUUAUUUCAAAUUAUAAAUCUUCACAAAUUAAAUUCCUUCUACUUGGCUUAAUUAUUGAUUUCCCAUUUAGUUUUUAUUUUUUAA